AUGUCGGAAAACACCAAACCCGGGGCCCAGCCCCCUGUUAAAAUCGGGCACUACAUUUUGGGACAAACUCUCGGCGUGGGCACAUUUGGAAAGGUGAAAAUCGGAGAACAUCAGCUCACCAAACACAAAGUAGCAGUUAAAAUUCUGAACAGGCAGAAAAUUAAAAGUUUGGAUGUAGUGGGUAAAAUCAGAAGAGAAAUUCAAAAUUUGAAGUUGUUCAGGCAUCCGCACAUCAUAAAACUGUACCAAGUGAUUAGCACACCGACAGAUAUCUUUAUGAUAAUGGAAUAUGUCUCUGGAGGUGAAUUAUUUGAUUAUAUAGUAAAGAAUAGCAAACUCCAAGAACAUGAAGCAAGAAGGUUCUUCCAGCAAAUCAUUUCCGGUGUAGAUUAUUGUCACAGGCAUAUGAUCGUGCAUAGGGAUCUUAAACCAGAAAAUCUACUUCUUGAUCAUAACAUGCACGUAAAAAUCGCCGAUUUCGGCCUGUCAAACAUGAUGAUGGACGGUGAGUUUUUACGAACAAGCUGUGGUUCCCCUAAUUACGCCGCUCCAGAAGUAAUAUCAGGAAAACUCUAUGCUGGACCUGAAGUAGAUAUUUGGUCAUGCGGUGUCAUUUUAUACGCCCUCCUUUGUGGCACUUUACCCUUUGACGAUGAACACGUCCCCACGCUCUUUAAGAAAAUAAAAUCUGGCAUUUUUCCCAUUCCGGACUAUCUAAAUAAAUCUGUGACAAGCCUGCUCUGUCAAAUGUUACAAAUAGACCCGAUGAAAAGAGCUACUAUUGAGGAUAUAAAGAAACACGAAUGGUUCCAGAAAGACUGCCCGGCAUACUUGUUCCCAUCACCAGUCGAACAAGAUUCUUCUGUGAUUGAUAUUGACGCAGUUCGUGAAGUUUGUGAGAAGUUUGGGGUGCAAGAGCAAGAAGUACAUGGCGCUCUGCUUAGUGGUGAUCCACAUGAUCAGCUCGCUAUAGCUUAUCACUUGAUUAUUGACAAUAAACGUAUAGCUGACGAAGCGGCCAAGGCAGAAAUCAAGGGUUUUUAUGUGGCUGGAAGCCCACCACCUGUGAGCAUUGUGCCUCCAUCGAAUGACUUUAACAGUCCAUUGAAACCACAUCCUGAAAGGAUUGCACCUUUGAGAGAUAGGGUUGCUGCGGCCAAUCAUGCUGCGGCUACAGGAGAUAGAAGUAGAGUAAAAAGGGCAAAGUGGCAUCUAGGUAUUAGGUCACAAAGUAAACCGAAUGACAUCAUGAUGGAGGUUUAUAAAGCCAUGAAAGCUUUAGAUUACGAAUGGAAGGUUAUUAAUCCAUACCAUGUCAGAGUGAGGCACAAGAAUGCUUUGCACGAUAGGUACAUUAUGAUGUCUCUUCAGUUGUAUCAGGUGGAUUACAAGAAUUAUUUGCUUGAUUUCAAGAGUCUAUGUAACGAAGAGGCAGAAUCAAACAAUGUGAACCCAGCUUCCUUGUUUAUGGAUACUAUUCCAACUCCAGUGCUUACAGGAAAUAUACUUGUUCCUAAACCUAGUGGUCACCAUACUAUGGAGUUCUUUGAGAUGUGUGCUGCUUUAAUUAUUCAGCUAGCUCGUUAGGAUGUUUUUUUUUUCACUCAAAUUCGGUGACUGAAUUUGACAGGAUUGCGGGGCUGUUCUGUUAGAAGAGGCUAGUAUAUUUUAGGAAUAGAAUAGGGCUACCUUAUUUCACAAUUUAUCCAAAACCUAUAGCUUCUUAAUAUUUGUUUGUGUAAAAUAAAGGGCGUUUUAACAAU
Molecule: messenger RNA, 1763 nt
Organism: Sitophilus oryzae (rice weevil)
Lineage: Eukaryota; Metazoa; Arthropoda; Insecta; Coleoptera; Curculionidae
Gene: AMPKalpha
Product: 5'-AMP-activated protein kinase catalytic subunit alpha-2
Exons: 4
Coding region: 1-1587 (528 amino acids)
Biological process (GO): protein phosphorylation; intracellular signal transduction
Cellular component (GO): cytoplasm
Molecular function (GO): protein serine/threonine kinase activity; ATP binding
Source: RefSeq, a predicted model, not a curated record